AUGCGCGCGCUCCGCGCGCUCUCGCGCGCCGUGGACCCCACGCGCGCGUUCGCGUCGCUCGAAUCGUGUUCGACGUCCCGCGCGCGCGCGCGCGCGACGCAAAGCGACGCGAACCUUCCCGUCAAGACGCCCAAGCCCAAACGAGACAUGACCAACGCCGUCGUCGUCGAGUCCAUCCGCCGCAAGAAACUCGCCAAAGGCAUCGUCGACGCGCGCUUACCUCCGCCCGCGCUGUGCCCGACGUGCGAGCGGCGGUUUUGCCGAUGCGAGGACCGCGCGCCGGAGCCUCCGCGCGCGCCGCUGGAGAGCGACUGCUGCGCGAGCGAACCGGCGUGUAAAUUCUGCGUCAAGGUCGUCUACGAGGAGUUAUUAGCGGAGUACGAGGCGGUGAUGACGAAACGUCACGCGUGA
This is a messenger RNA of Ostreococcus lucimarinus CCE9901, 411 nucleotides long. RefSeq lists its product with no specific name. Bases 1 to 411 code for a protein of 136 amino acids. The transcript has a single exon. The record is from RefSeq and is a predicted model, not a curated record. NCBI's taxonomy places the organism in Eukaryota, Viridiplantae, Chlorophyta, Mamiellophyceae, Mamiellales, Bathycoccaceae.